AUGGAGUCCUCGGCAGACAGGCUGGCCACGGCGGCGGCCCGGGGUCGGGCGGAAGAAGUGCGGGCGCUGCUCGAGGCGGGGGCGCAGCCCAACGCGCGGAACCGCUGCGGCCGGAGCCCCAUUCAGGUCAUGAUGAUGGGCAGCACCCGCGUGGCCGAGCUGCUGCUCCUCCACGGCGCCGAGCCCAACUGCGCGGACCCUGCCACCCUCACCCGACCGGUGCACGACGCCGCCCGGGAGGGCUUCUUGGAAACGCUGGUGGCGCUGCACCGGGCCGGGGCGCGGCUGGACGUGCGCGACGCCUGGGGCCGCCUGCCCGUGGACCUGGCUGAGGAGCGGGGCCACCGCGACGUCGCCCGGUACCUGCGCGCGGCCGCGGGGGACACCGAUGGCGGCAGCCACGCCCGCACAGACGCUGCGGAAGGUCCCCCAGGUGAGGACUGA
This is a messenger RNA of Cynocephalus volans (Philippine flying lemur), 444 nucleotides long. Its product is annotated as cyclin-dependent kinase inhibitor 2A-like. The coding region runs from base 1 to 444 and encodes 147 amino acids. Gene Ontology annotation, biological process: negative regulation of cell population proliferation; regulation of G1/S transition of mitotic cell cycle; regulation of cyclin-dependent protein serine/threonine kinase activity. Gene Ontology annotation, molecular function: cyclin-dependent protein serine/threonine kinase inhibitor activity; protein kinase binding. The transcript has 2 exons. The record is from RefSeq and is a predicted model, not a curated record. Gene Ontology annotation, cellular component: cytoplasm; nucleus. Lineage: Eukaryota; Metazoa; Chordata; Mammalia; Dermoptera; Cynocephalidae.